AUGUGGCAGUCAACAACUUUAUCUGAAGACAAUGAAUGGGAUGAUACUGAAAGCAUUGAAAAUUUAACAAAUGUUGAAGAAACGUCAAUGAAAAGGCUGGAUAGAGGUUUAUUGAAUACAUGUUCGAUUCUAAGAGAGAUCACAAAAGAAAGAGCUGACUGUUUGAAGGAGUUAAUCAGUUGUAAAGCAUUAGUACAAUGGCUGCAAAAAACAAUGAAGGGUGGAUUAAAAGAACUCCAAGUUUUUGUAGACUUGGCCAGUAUAUCGGCAGGUGAAGGUGACAUGGAGAUUGCCAAGGUCAAUUGUUUACAUUCCGCUACAACUGGAUAUGCACCAUUGAUUUUCAAUUUAAGACAAGAGUGUGACACUGAAGAAUUCUUAAACAAAUGUCAGGAUGUCUGGAAUGAUUUAGACUCAAAUCCCCAACUUCCUCAGAAGCUGCGGGAUACAUCAAGACAAAUUAGGUGGCUUAAAUCUGUGGAGGAGUUCCACGGAGCUGCUGAAGUUACAACACUUUCACAGGCUGAAGCUAUAAAUAAGAGGGGUGUGUACCAAAUUGGAAACCUGACUAGGACUCCAUUUGUAGAAAAUCCAGCAUUGUCGGAUGUGAUAGAUUUACAAGUUCGUCACAAAGAAGGCAGGUCGUCAAAGAAGGAUAAGUAUUACAGGUAUGAACAGCUACAUGAUCUGCAAUCACGACUUAUGUUAGUAGCAGGAAAAGCUGAACAGGGCAAAGAUGAUGUUGAAAGAUUUAUGUUGACAUUAGAUUCCAUAGUGAGGCUUGGCAGUAUUUAUGUAAAACUAAUAUCUGAUGGGUGUAUACUUUUCUCACAUUGGCGAAUAAGAAUUGUCUGUGAUCCUGGCAGCACUGUUUGUGCAUUCAUAUUAUUUGGUUCCGACGAAGAAAGCCAAGCAAUUAGAACACGUAUUGAUGAGAAAAUUGAUGACGUUAGUUUACUGAUCCAAGAGCUAGCAAGAUUUUUUGAACAAUGCCAUAACAAAUGGUUAGACUAUAUUGACCAAACAAGAGACAAAUAUUUCGGCUUGAAUUAUUUCACAGUAGACCAGAUGGUAAUUCUUCAAAAAGAGCUAGUUAAAGUAGGAUUUGAAGCAAGACCAUCCCCUCUAGUUUAUUCAUUACUUUCUGCUGUAAAACGAGGUUGUACAAAAGAUGAUUUGACAAAAGCGAUAUCGUCUGCAAAGACAACUGCCAUCAAAACUGUAACAAAAGGGGCGAAAUCAAGACACAAUGAUAUUCAAGGAGGAAAAGCAUGGUGUAAGGAAAAUGAAGAUUAUCUCAAGAAGCCAACACAUAAGGAAAUGACUCAGAAACAGACAGACGACACUUUAGUUUCUAUCACAGAAAAUAUUUUUAGAAGACUUGACAUUAAGUCCAGUCAUUGUGGUAUUAAAGAUCCGUCAUGGUCAGAAAUUUACCAUUUUGUGAGCUUUCUCAACAGACAGUUGGAAGAUUUUGAGGCUUCAGCUUUUUGUGGUAAAGCAGCACAGGAAGAUUUACCAGGGUUUUCUGAUUUUGUUCUUACCUGUCUUUUGCAAAUGUCUAGGGAUUUUGCAACCAGAUCUCUAGUAGUCAGUGAAGAGACUCCAAUGCAGAUGAUGCAGCGACAUAAAAAGAAUGAAAAUGGUAUUGACAUCAUACAACAGUAUCAAAUGAGACGCACAUGGGAGACAAGUCCUCAUCCAUACCUGUUUUUCAAUCCGGAUCAUCACAGUAUGACAUUUUUAGGAUUUAACAUCGAACGACGAUCUGGAAACUUGGUAGAUCAUCAAACCAGGAAAGUCUUAGAGCAACAGAUCAUGACUCCAGAUUUGUUUGAUGCACUUGAAAAAAAUGAUGUCAAUUUAGCUGAGAACUUUGAUAUUUUACAAAGGCCACAAAAAAUUGCAAAACUUUGUCAAGUUAUGGGACUAGAGACAGUGUAUGACCCAGAUGAAACAUACGAGUUGACUACGGACAACGUGAAAAAGAUCCUUGCAAUAUACAUGAGGUUUAGAUGCGGCAUACCAGUAAUAAUCAUGGGAGAAACCGGAUGUGGAAAAACUCGACUUGUAAAAUUUAUGUGCUCCUUGCAACAACCUCCCGGUGUUGAUGUAGAAAAUAUGAUCCUUAUGAAGGUUCACGGCGGUACAAAAUCAUCGGACAUUAUAAGAAAAGUUCGAGAUGCUGAAGACAUUGCAAGCAGAAAUACAGACAUGUAUCCAAAUAUGUUUACUGUAUUAUUUUUUGAUGAGGCAAACACAACGGAAGCUAUUGGUGUGAUUAAAGAAAUGAUGUGUGAUAAGUCUUUGGAUGGAAAACCAAUGAAAUUAAAUCAAAGUUUGAAAAUAGUUGCAGCUUGUAACCCAUACAGAAAACAUUCUGACGAGUUAAUUCAGAGAUUAGAACAGGCAGGACUUGGAUAUCAUGUUGCUUCUGACAAAACUACUGAUACAAUUGGUCGUGUUCCAAUGAGAAGACUUGUUUAUCGAGUUCAGCCACUCCCACAAAGCAUGCUCCCAUUGGUCUGGGAUUUCGGUCAAUUAACAGCUGAUGUUGAGAAAAUGUAUAUACGCCAGAUGGUACUGAGAUAUAUCAAGAACGGAGAGUUGCCAUCAUUACGAAACCUUGAUGGAGUUUUGAGUGACAUAUUAACUGCAUCACAAGAUUAUAUGAGAAAUCAAAAAGAUGAGUGUAGUUUUGUUAGUCUACGAGACGUAGAAAGGACUUUGCAGGUGAUGAGUUGGUUCAAAAAACAAAGUCAAACACAAAACUUACUGUUUAGAAAGAUGACACAACAACGCGGAAAUAUUGAUCCUGAAUCAGAUUCGGAUGAUGAGAUACCAGAAAUCAAACAGCAGCAGGAGGUUGAUGAUGUAACUAGAGCAUUCAUUCUUGCGAUCGGAGUGAGUUACCACGCUUGUUUGAAGAACAGAAAUGGCUAUCGAAAAACAGUGGCAAAGUAUUUUAAAUCUCCACUUAAAUUGAAGCGGGGAGCAGAUGAAAUAGAGCAGGAAAUUUCAAAGUGCCAAUCUGUAUUUUUAGACAGUGUAAAGCUUGCCCCGAACAUUGCCAAAAAUCAAGCUUUAAAGGAGAAUGUGUUUAUGAUGAUAGUGUGCAUUGAAAUGAGAAUACCAAUGUUUUUAGUUGGUAAACCUGGAAGUUCUAAAUCUUUAGCAAAGACUAUAGUUUCUGAUUCCAUGCAGGGAAAUGCUGCUCAGGAUGACAUUUUCAAAACCUACAAACAGGUUCAGAUGGUAUCUUACCAAUGCAGUCCUUUAUCAGUACCAGAGGGAAUUAUUGGUGCAUUUCGACAGUGUGCCUCUUACCAAAGAGAUAAAGACCUUGACAGAUAUGUGUCAGUAGUUGUAUUAGAUGAAGUUGGUCUUGCUGAGGACUCUCCAAGAAUGCCAUUGAAGACUUUACACCCACUUUUAGAGGAUGGAUGCAUCGAUGACGAAAAUCAAGAAAAAUAUAAAAAGGUUGCCUUCAUCGGCAUAUCAAACUGGUCACUGGAUCCAGCUAAAAUGAAUCGUGGUAUCCUUGUACAGCGUGACGUUCCUGAUAUUACAGAAUUGAUUGAAAGUGCAGAGGGGAUUUGUUGCACAAACAGAAACGUAUUGAACUGUAUAAAACCACUUAUACAGCCUCUGGCAGAGUCGUAUUUAGAUCUGUUUCAGCUGGCCUCAGCAGAAAUGAGAGAAUUUUUCGGACUCAGAGAUUUUUAUAGUUUAAUCAAGAUGUUGUAUGCUUUUGCAUCAAAAUCGGAACAGAAACCAACAUGGCUACAGUUACAACAUUGUAUAUUGCGAAAUUUUGGUGGUUUGGAUACUAUCAAACCUGUGGAUAUUUUUUGUAGAAAAGUUAUUGUAGAAAGAUAUGAUCAGCCAAAAGAUGAUGAUCCUGACAAUUCGCCACCAGGACUGAUCCAGGCUUGUCUAAUAGGAGACAAAAUUUCCAAUAGUGAGACUAGAUACCUGUUACUAUUGACAGAGAAUUAUGGUGCUCUGACAAUAUUACAGCAGAAAAUCUUUGCCAUGGAAAAUGUAAUGGUUAUUUUUGGUAGUAGCUUUCCUAGCGACCAGGAAUACACACAGAUAUGUAGAAAUAUCAAUAGCGUCAAAGUUUGUAUGGAGACAGGUAGCACAGUUAUCUUGCUCAAUCUGGAAAACCUGUAUGAAAGUCUCUACGAUGCAUUGAAUCAGUAUUAUGUAGAAUUUGGUGGCGAGCGAUACGUUGAUCUUGGUCUUGGUACACACAGGGUAAAAUGUCGAGUCCAUAAAAAGUUCAGACUAAUUGUGGUAGCAGAGAAACAGAUUGUAUACGACAAGUUUCCAAUACCACUGAUCAAUCGUCUGGAGAAACAUUUCUUGUCAUUGAAGACCAUGCUUACAGCAGCUCAGCUACAACUGACAGUUAAAUUACAGGAAUGGGCACACAAAUUUUGUGAGGUGAAAGUACCAUUGCAUAUGAGACAUCUUAGACCAAGGCAAGAUGCCAAAAAGAUUAAUGAAGCUUUUAUUGGAUAUCAUGCCGAUGCUUGUGCAGCAAUUAUACUUCAUGCUUGUCAAGAAAAGAAUUGCACUGAUGAAAAUAUUGUCGAGUUAGAAGAAGAGUGUGGGGCUUGGCAUUCUGUCCAUAUUGACGAUGUUCAUCCUGAAGACGAGGAUAUACCUACAGUGGCAGAAAUGUAUGUACAAUCAGUCGGUGAUCUAUUAUAUCCUGUCAUAAAUGAAUCGCAGGAUAAAUCAGACAAAACAGAAGAUGUAGAAAUUCCGGCUGAUGAGGGAUUGUCCAGUAAAAGUUUGAAAGAUGAGGAAGAGCCUUUCAUCACAGAAGAGCAAGAGACAGACCAAUUUAAAAGUGAAAAUAGUAGUAAUGCGCUUGAAUUGGAAAGAUUAAAUGAUUUCAUUGCAGAUCGAGAUACACAGACAGAAGCAGAACCUAAAACAGAGGCUCCUGGGAGCUGGAACGGACUUCUGCUGCCACGAGAUAUUAGUGGAUUAUUGAGCAAAGAAUCUCGAUCUAAAUGGGAGGAGCAGUUUGCAAAGAGAUACAUUGAACCUUUUCUACAGGAUGUAAAACCAAAAUUAAGUGCCUGCAACCAAAUGUUAUUAGAUGAUCAAAGACUUGGUACAGAUAUCCUUAUGCAGAUACUUUAUGAAACAGACAAGUAUCCGCAUAGAAAGGACAUUCAAAAUUUGCAGGAAAUACCUGCAAUGUGGCGUUAUAGAGAACUGAUAACAAUCAAACAUCUCAUGCAGAAUCUAGAAGGAACAGAAAGAACAAUGCCAGUACCUGUACUCCGACUCUUUCUGCAGGAGGAUUAUCAUUUAAGAGCUAUAAGAUUUAUACCAAGUAUAAUGAGGUUACAGAGAAUGCUAAUACAGAAAUACAACAGAAAACUUGACAGAACUGAGAUAGCCGCUUUAACUAUCCGCGAUGUCAAAAGAGAAAUGAAAGAAGAUGGAAGAUGUGAAGAUUUUGAGCAACUUUUGAAAGAAUUUGAAAUGGCGUGGACGUGUGUUAAAGAUUUACUGAAGAAUUGGGUUUGUCCUGUAGACGGAAAACUAGUGGUUGUCGACGAAACUUAUCUUAGAUCAGAGAUUGCUGAUAACGCAACUAAAGUUUCCUAUCUCAUACCAUCAUAUAGAGAUGCUGGCCUUUGUUCUUACAUCUUAUUAUUUUUCCUAAUAAAGCAUCAUAACUUGUUCUUACAAAACAUUUCCUCAAGAACCAACAUUCCAAUAGACCGUCUUCCCACUGUCAAUGUGAAAGACAUAUCAUCAGCACAUUUGAUCAGUUACCAUCCAGACAAAGAUCUGUUACCCAUGGUGUUUGCUAAUUGUAACUAUUCAUUUGAAGUGGGACAGGGAACCAGAAUAGAAUACAAUUUUACUAACCUGGAGAGGCAGUUGACGGACAGAUUCCUUUUCUCAAAGUCAAUUGUAACAGGUUUAGAAGAGAUUGAAACCAUCACUUACAGAUCGGAAUCCACAAAUGCUGUAGUUUUCUUGGAACUCUGUGAAAAAGUCAAACAGGAAAGAUUAAAUCCGGCCGUACGAAGUCAAAUCUGUGGAGAGGUACACAUGAGAAACUUGCCUGAACUAUGUGAUAGUCUAGAUAAUUUAGAUAUAACCAUCAGUUUUCUCAAGUCUGUUGGAUCGAACCCGAACAUGUCACUUAGUGAUUUCAUGGAGAACACUUUAAAGAUAGACAAGCCUUUAAUAAGUACAAAGGCAAAAACUGCUAGCAAAUGUAAACAUGCCAUGUCCCUGUGGAUAUCGUUUGCACUGGAAAGAGCUAAACAGCUAGCUAAGUAUGACAGAAAAGCUUUCGAAGGAGUUUCGGAGUCCUUCAAAAUGGAUUUAACAAUGGAACAAAUACACGAAGUUGAAGAAAUGUUAGCAAGAUCACCAGCAGAACAGAUUAAUACAUUGCUAGAGCUAAUAUUUGAAUGUAUCGUAUUCAAGAUAGAUGUACCCCAGAAUAUCAAUGAUGAAGAUUACAUUGAUAUUUCACAAAUAAGUUUCCGUGAUCAGUUAUGUGGAUAUAUUGAUACAUCACCGUUUGAAGAAGACUUACAGAUUGAUGAUUCAUUAAUGGUAGUAAUUGGUCAAAUGCCAUCAGACAUGGAUGACCAACUAAGGAUUCUUACAGCACAGUCAGUUGAUUUUUGGCAUGUGGUCAACAGAUGUAGACAGAAGAAAAUGCGUUAAUUCGGUUAUUAUUCAAGUGUGUAUUGGGAAAGUACUGUAUAGUGCGCAUAAAAUUUAACAGAAGUAUAACUAGAUUCCUUCUUUAAUUGUCCAAUUAUAUAGUUGAAUGUUUAUAUCGGACUUUUUGUAAAUAAUUUAAAAAUUUGUUUUUUUUAGUUAAUAGUUCAUUUCAUUAAAACCUUUUUUUAAGAAGAAACAAAUAUGUUUAGUUUUUAAAUAUACUUUUGAAUAAUUCUUUUAAAAAUAAAUUUACCAAAAACGAGAAGCUAUAAUUAAGGCAAAGAAGCAUGUGCGAUGAUAAGAACAUUUAUUUACAUGUAAUUCACCUUUUGCAUAGAUCGAGGUUGGUCUGAUGCCUGACAACUAAUCAAUCAAAACAAUUAAAACAAAUUGUGAAGUUAAAGCAAAUAUUCAACUACAACGUCUUAAAAGUCAUGCAUAUAUUCUUAUCUCUGAUUAUGUUCUCCUCUCGAUUUUGUUAUUAUUCCAUAUUUCAUUCAAAUAUAUUUUUAUUUUUAAAACUGGGAAAACGUUAAAUGAAAACAUCAUGCCUAUCAUAUAACACAUUGAAAUGAAAUGUUUGUGAGUAUUCUGCUGCUAUCCUGAUGUGAUGCCUUUUUUUAAAAAUUGAAUUAACACAUUUUGAGAAAUUUUUUUUUACAAUUAAAAUCUGUGAUUGUGUUUGAUUCUUUGAUACAUAUGACGUGGCUCUGUACUCUGUAUAUCCCAUCAUUGUGUUAUUGUGGUAUUGUAAAACAUUUUGUACUCCUGUCUUUAAUUUUGCUUUUUGUUUGUCUAUAUGCCUUUUUCUGUUUCUUUGUUACAUAUGACGUGGCUCUGUACUUAUACAUCCCGCCAUUGUGUUAUUGUGCUAUGGAACAUUUUUGUAUUCUUGUCUUUAAUUUUUGCUAAUGUGCUUUGUCUGUAUGCCUUUUUGUGCUUCUUUGUUACAUUUUUGUUUUUUUAUAUAGUGAUUGGGAUUAUAACACAGUGUUGGCUGCUGUACCUCUAUUUUUGACAUUUUUGCCUAUUGUGUCUAUUUGUUUUGUUCACACAUGGUUGUCAAUAUAAUGGAAUUUGAUGCGACUGUCAUACAAGUGAGAGGUUUAGCUAGCUAUAAAACCAGGUUUAAUCCACCAGUUUCUAUAUAAGAAAAUGCCUGAACCUAAGUCAGGAAUAUGACAGUUGUUAUCCAUUCGUUUGAUGUGUUUGAGCUUUUGAUUUUGCCAAUUUGUUAGGGACUUUCCGUUUUGAAUUUUCCUGUGAGUUCAGUAUUUUUGUGAUUUUACUUUUUUGUUCUUUUUCAUUCACUAGGAACAUAUUUUUGUAUAUCUGUUUUAAAUUAAUAUAUGU
Mytilus californianus (California mussel) is the source of this 8070-nucleotide messenger RNA. RefSeq names its product E3 ubiquitin-protein ligase RNF213-like. Bases 1 to 6717 code for a protein of 2238 amino acids. The transcript has 43 exons. Gene Ontology annotation, molecular function: ATP hydrolysis activity; ubiquitin-protein transferase activity. The record is from RefSeq and is a predicted model, not a curated record. NCBI's taxonomy places the organism in Eukaryota, Metazoa, Mollusca, Bivalvia, Mytilida, Mytilidae.